This is a messenger RNA of Aureobasidium namibiae CBS 147.97, 786 nucleotides long. RefSeq lists its product as uncharacterized. Lineage: Eukaryota; Fungi; Ascomycota; Dothideomycetes; Dothideales; Saccotheciaceae. The coding region runs from base 1 to 786 and encodes 261 amino acids. The record is from RefSeq and is a predicted model, not a curated record. The transcript has 2 exons. Gene Ontology annotation, cellular component: cellular bud neck; plasma membrane.
AUGUAUUCGCGCUACAUACGAGACAUCUCGUCCGAGGUGGACGGCGUCAAGAACACCUUCUCGGGAUGGGAUCAGUGCAUGACAAAGGCAUACUGCAAAUGGCCAGUCAUUAUCGGCAUCGUCGUCGGAGCAGUAAUAGCCAUAUCAGUAGUAUGGUGUCUAGUCCGCUGCCUCUGUUGCGGUCUUGAAUGCUGCUGCGGCUGCCUCUCCUGCUUCUCUUGCUGCACAUCCUGCUGCAACAACCACCACCGCCGUCAACAAGGAUACACUCAACCUCCUCCCCCCGUCUCGCAAUUCCCGCAAUAUACUCAGUAUCGACCCGCCGCGGCACCCGUGUAUCGCCAACAACAGCAACAACAACAACCGCAAUAUGCGCAUCUCGAUGCUCCGAGCAAGUCGUUCAAUGAGGAUGCAUUGCCAGCAAUGCCCAGUUGGAACAACAGCCGCAGUUUCCGCCAACAACAGGAUGCAGAGGUGGAUGAUAUGGAGAUGGGGAACAUGCAUGCUCAAGCUGCUCAACCUAUGCUGCCGAAAUCUCCUCGUGCGCAGGUGCAAGAGUACCCUUAUCAGGCCAAUGCUGGUGCGUAUAAUGGCGACCUCGGACACUCUCAGUCUCAGUCGCCGUAUGCGAAUGAGCCUCAGCAGUAUGGGUAUGGUCGUCAAGAGUCGAGAGUUGCGUUGCCGUACGAGGCUAGCAUCAACCCGCCGCCGAGUUACCAUACUUCUGCUCCUGCUGCUCAAGGAGUUGCGAGAAAGCCUGUUAGUGGUUCUUGGAGGGAAGUUUAG